UUCCUCGCUCCUCUCUAACAGAACCACACCUCGGGCAGGGGUUGAGGUUCCCAAGGAAAGUUUCCUCCUCCUUUUCGGGCACAGAGAGCCGGCCGGGGGGGAAGCCCCGGAGAAAGCACCGCUGGGAUCGGGCUGCGAGAAGGGGAAGGUGUGGCCAGCGCAGGGGACCUGAACGGUGACACACAACCCUGAGAGCUGAAGGGGAAAGUGACCUUCCCCCGCUUCCCUUGGGAUUUCCUAGCCGAGACCAACUACACCUGCUCCAUGGAGUGACUCAGAGCUGGGCCUGGGCUGCCAUUUCUCUUGGGUGUAAACCCUCCCAGUUCAAGUGGGAGUGAAGCCGGGGGCCGGAGGAGCCUUGACCACAUCUGGAAGCGGAGCGACCAGAGGGUGAAAAAAAGAAAAACUGGAAGCCUCUGCGAAUAUGAGUGACUUUUGGCACAAGCUCGGCUGCUGCGUAGUAGAGAAACCACAACCGAAAAAGAAAAGGAGGCGAAUUGACCGCACUAUGAUAGGGGAGCCGAUGAAUUUUGUACACCUGACGCACAUCGGAUCAGGUGAUAUGGCAGCUAACGAGGGCCUUCCCAUGACAGGCGCUGUUCAAGAGAUGAGAUCCAAAGGCGGACGGGAGAGACAAUGGAGUAGCUCCAGAGUUUUGUAGCUCUCGCAAUGGAGUGUAGCAACAGAGUGUUCCAGGCUACGUCAACAGCCCACACUUGAAUUGCCUGUUUGCCAGACAGGUGGAAAUACAAAUAUCUAGCGCUUUAUUCACUCGAUAACUUAUGCAAACUGAUCCCAAACUUCAAAUUUUUUUUUACAUGUUUUCUCAGCAUCUAAUAAGUUUUCACUGAAAGUGCAAUGUGGGUUUUUUCUUUUUUUUAAUACUGAAAGUUCCUCUCCUAAUAGCUUCCCCCCCUCCCCCCCCCCCCCCCCCCCGCCAUGUGAAUCCCAGCAGCUUGUGUUUUUGCUGCUGUUGGGUUUUUUUCAGAGCCCUCUAACUCUAUUCCUGACUAUAAGCACAAAAAUAACAGCCAAGCACCAGUCUAUUCGAUAGUCUUUCAGCGCUGCCGUGAAGAACGGAAAGAUUAGCCCAUGAAACUGUCAGAGCAUCGUUUGGUCCCACCUUCGAUGGGAGAGGAAAGGUCACUGCUAAAACAUUGGUCUUCAAGCUGUACCAUUUCCUCUUUGGAAUUUGAUCCAAUUCAGGGGCUGAUGAUCAGGAUUGCUGUCAGAGCAAAACACUCCCUUAACACCAAUGUGUUCGGUUUAACUGGUCUUUAAUAGCACCAGAAGAUAUUCAUGUCAGUGGCGCUACGCAACUUAAUUAGCCGAGCUUUAAGAUGGGAAUAUUCAUGAGUGAUGGAGGGUCUAGUUGUCAGAGAGCGGAACUCCUGACUGCUAGUCCUGCCUCGAACGCAGAUUCCUCUUGCAGCUUGCUCUUAAGUGCUUUCCUGAGUCAACGCCUUAGGCCUACAUUUUAAAAGGUCCCCACUCAUUUUGGGUGCCCAACUUGAAGGCACCUCGGGGGCUGAUUUUCACAGGUGCCAAGCUUCUGGAGUUUGGGGGCGUGGUCCAGCUGAAAAUCAGGCUCUUGGUGUCGCAAGUUGAGCACCCAAAAUUAGUAGACUAUUUUCAAAGGGCUGGCCUCCCUGCCUCAGUUUCCCCAGCUCGUAACAACGUGCCUACCUCACAGGGAUGUUGUGAGGAUUAGCAUUCUGCAAAGAGCUGUUUGUGCUAUAUAACAGGACUAUUAGAAGAAAUGGAUUUACCCAGUGGUCUUGAUACUUCUUCAGGUGCAUGAUGAAAUGCACAACACAGCAAUCAACAGCGUACUUAAAAAGACAUGUUAAUGGCCAAGAUCUUCAGAACUGAAUAGUGAUCUUCAGGGCCUCAGUUUGGAGACACCUUAAUGUGGCUUGAUUUUCAGAAAGCGAGGCGUACCUCUGAAAAACAUCCCUCCUAAAGUCCCAAGUUACUUUUGAACAACUUUGGCCUGCAGCUUUAAGACCUGUCUCGUGCAGUGUGUGGAACAGUUUUCUGUGAAUAGAUCAGUCCUGUAAGAGGUGGUACAUAUAAACUACUGUCAUGGUUGAAAGGGGAUCUUCCUCCAUAUUUCUGUUAGAGAUGUCAGUGUGGUACAUGCGUGGUUUUUUUGUUUUGGUUUUAAGACAGAAAACUAGUUUAGAAGAGUCCUCAGCUAUAUCUCAGCUAUACUGUCCUAAUAAUGCGUAAAUAGACAAUGGCCCCGGAGACAAAUUCCUAAA
Molecule: messenger RNA, 2264 nt
Organism: Emys orbicularis (European pond turtle)
Lineage: Eukaryota; Metazoa; Chordata; Testudines; Emydidae
Gene: CDC42SE1
Product: CDC42 small effector 1
Exons: 5
Coding region: 425-661 (78 amino acids)
Biological process (GO): regulation of Rho protein signal transduction
Cellular component (GO): plasma membrane
Molecular function (GO): small GTPase binding
Source: RefSeq, a predicted model, not a curated record